AUCAACAUCCUUUCCAUUACAUUUCCAUAUUUCUUACCAAACACCCCCUAAGGCCCUAAAUGUGAAUGGACGGUCGCCGAUGAUGUUAUUAGAUCAGACGGUUGAUACUGUAUACGUCACUAAACUUCAUUCUAUGUUUGCAUUUUUUUUUUUAUCUCUUUAAAGCUUUUCAUUUUACGCUGCAAUUUCUCUCUCCUCCAUUGAAGCGUACUCUUCAGUUCUCCAUUGAAGCGGCUUCUGAGCUAUCUCUCCUCCAUUGAAGCGGCUUCUAAGUUAUGAUGUUUUCUCUUAUCUUUUAAUCACUCAGUAUAAACUUUACAAUUCAGGGUUCAAUUUCUCACUUUCGGCAAUUUAAUUGUCAUUAUUGUGAAUUUAGGGUUCUUCUAAGCUUGGGCACUACUCUUUGUGAGCUUUUGGCAAGUCAAAUGGCCAUUUCACCUUGUGGAACCACAUGGGGAGUUCAGUGGGGUGUUCGCCCCCUACUUAUGUCAAGUCAUUCGGUGGAAAGUAAAUUUGCAACCAUUUCAAGUUGUGGACCAAGCAAGAUAAGAGCGUUUCAAUCCCUGAGUUCCAGCUUUUUUUCCCCUGAACCGGUGCAUUUAAUAUUUAAUGUGAGUUCAGCUCGAAAUCCAUGCCAUAAAAGGGGUUUCCGCUUCAUCGUUAGAGCUGAGUCUGACUUCUAUUCGAUUCUAGGUGUAUCACGAAAUGCCAGCAAAUCAGAUAUUAAAAGUGCUUACCGGAAGCUUGCAAGGAGUUACCAUCCUGAUGUUAACAAAGAGCCUGGAGCAGAGCAGAAAUUCAAAGAUAUCAGCAAUGCUUAUGAGGUCUUGUCAGAUGAUGAGAAACGGUCUAUAUAUGACAGAUAUGGGGAGGCUGGUCUUAAAGGAGCUGCAAGUGGCCCAGGGGAUUUCUCAAAUCCCUUCGACCUAUUCGAGUCUAUAUUUGACCUCGGUGGUAUGGGAAUGGGGGGAAUGGGAGGACGAGGUGCUAGAAACAGGGCCACUGAAGGUGAAGAUCAGGUUUACAAUCUGGUGCUUAAAUUCAAAGAAGCCAUUUUUGGCAUUGAGAAGGAUAUUGACAUAAGUCGUCUGGAGACCUGUGGUACCUGCAAUGGAUCAGGUGCCAAACCUGGUACUCAGCCAACCAAAUGCAGCACAUGUGGUGGCCAAGGACAGGUCAUCUCUGCAGCACGCACUCCCCUUGGUGUGUUCCAACAAGUUUCCACUUGCUCAGCCUGUGGCGGGACUGGGGAAAAUUCUACUCCUUGUAAUACCUGCAGUGGUGACGGACGGGUGAGAAAAUCAAAGCGCAUUAGCUUGAAAGUCCCAGCUGGUGUUGAUGCUGGUAGUCGGCUGAGAGUUCGAGGAGAAGGUAAUGCUGGAAGGAGAGGUGGGCCCCCUGGAGACCUCUUUGUUGCCAUUGAUGUCAUCCCUGACCCUGUUUUGAAAAGGGAUGAUACAAAUAUUCUCUACUCCUGCAAAGUUUCUUACAUUGAUGCCAUCCUUGGGACAACUAUGAAGAUCCCAACUGUGGAUGGGUCAGUAGAUAUGAAAAUACCACCGGGCACACAGCCCGGGACAACUUUGGUGAUGGCUAAGAAAGGUGUGCCAAUGUUGAACAAGCCCAACAUUAGAGGGGAUCAGCUGGUGAGAGUGCAAGUUGAAAUUCCAAAACGUCUUAGUGAUGACGAAAAGAAGCUUGUUGAGGAGCUUGCUAAUUUAAAUAAAGCCAAGGCUCCGAACAGUAAAAGAUAGCCCAACUGAUAAGUUAUAAAACGUGUUCUAUUGUGUUGAUGGUGAUUUUGCUCGACUUCCCCUCUCUGAUUGAUCUCAUUAAGCUCUAAGCUGAAGUAGAUGGAAUAGGGAUAUUUCCCAAGGCGAAUUUUGUUGUACGUAUUAUACGAAUUUUUGAAGAAGGAAUCAACUUAGGUAUCUGUUCACAUUUUCGCUGUUGUCACAUCUUUUUGUUUCCAAUUUUUUGACUUUGCUGAGAAUAUUGUAUAUUCAUUGGUGCUAUAGCCAUUUAGAAACUGGUGUAAGGUUUUUUUUUUUUUUUUUUUUUUUUUUUUUUUUUUUUUUUUUUUUCAAACAGAAGCGAAUAUAGCAAAAGAAAUUUUAUCUGAGAAUGAUGAACAAGGCCUCUUCACUUUUUA
Chenopodium quinoa (quinoa) is the source of this 2152-nucleotide messenger RNA. Its product is annotated as chaperone protein dnaJ A7A, chloroplastic-like. Bases 426 to 1754 code for a protein of 442 amino acids. The record is from RefSeq and is a predicted model, not a curated record. Gene Ontology annotation, molecular function: ATP binding; heat shock protein binding. Gene Ontology annotation, biological process: protein refolding; response to heat. Gene Ontology annotation, cellular component: cytoplasm. NCBI's taxonomy places the organism in Eukaryota, Viridiplantae, Streptophyta, Magnoliopsida, Caryophyllales, Amaranthaceae. The transcript has 8 exons.